Messenger RNA from Truncatella angustata, 914 nucleotides. RefSeq lists its product as uncharacterized. Gene Ontology annotation, cellular component: membrane. NCBI's taxonomy places the organism in Eukaryota, Fungi, Ascomycota, Sordariomycetes, Amphisphaeriales, Sporocadaceae. Gene Ontology annotation, molecular function: ABC-type transporter activity. The coding region runs from base 280 to 738 and encodes 152 amino acids. The transcript is spliced from 2 exons. The record is from RefSeq and is a predicted model, not a curated record.
GGCGAUCUUCUUUUUCAAAUUCGCUGCUGUAUUCUCCAUCUUUAUGACCCUGACCAUUUCGCUUUCUCUGAUCCAGCAGGUUCAGCCAGUCCUCCUUAACUCGAGGUAUAUCUUCCAAUCCCGCGAGAACAAUGCGAAGAUUUACAGUUGGCAAGUGAACCCUAAGAUCCCUUCAUUACUCUUUUUGCCCAUUUAGUGCCCUUAUGGUAUGAUAAACCCUGAUUGUCAUUGUUUGAAUUAGAAAAUACCGACUUAUAAUGGUUGUCUAGGUUCGCUUGGAUGACCGCAGCCAUCGUCGUAGAGCAACCCUACGUUAUCGUAGCGGGACGUAUCUACUUCAACCAUCAGAGGUGGCGGAAAGCCGAUUAUAGGAUGUCCAGCUUCUCGUCUGGUUUUACAGUCUUAUGUAUUAUACUUGUCGAGCUUCGUUGUGUGGCUUUUAGCCAAGCUAUUGCGGUGGGUGCCAACGAGCUACUCGCCUCACUACUCGUACCUUUGCUCUUCCGCUUCCUCGUUUCGUUCUGUGGUGCUCUCGUGCCUGCCGCCUGGAUCCCUACUUUCUGGCGCGAGUGGAUGUACUGGAUUACACCCUUGUAUUACUUUCUUGAAGCGUUGCUGGGCGUUUCACUGCGACCCGUAUGUGCAACUCUAUGCUAUACAAGCUGGAUGAUGCGUGCAGAUUUCUCCCGAUGGCAUGUGCGAGUUCUGUCAGUAGGCAACAGUCGAUGGGUUUGGUAGAGGAUCUAGCGUGUACUGCACCGAUAUCAGGCGUGACUUGAGGAUUUUGUGCGGGGUUAUCAUUUUCAACUUCGUUGUGGUUUAUCUCGCUAGAUUUAGAUCCAGGGGAACGAAUCCGUUGGAGGGGUAAAAGAAAAAAAAGAAAAAGAAAAAGAAAAACCUUCAAGAAGAAGAAG